CUGAGGAAGCUGAUGUGUUAUUCCCUCUCUGCAACGAAGGAUCAGGAAGUUUGUACUCUCUGUGUGGCUGAGAAGUUUUUCACCUACUGGAACCCGUUUAGGGUACGGGAAACAGGUGUCCUCCAAAACUAGAGCGCGAACUGCAGCCUACGUCCCACUGCAGCUCAGGAGCAACGUCAGGUAAGAAUGACAACAUUAACUCAUAGAACCCGUCGAACUGAAGUAAGUAAGAGCUCUGAAAAGAAAAUAGAAAGUGAGGAAGACACUAAUCAAGAAAGGAGUCCAGAUAAUGAAGACCCUGGAGACUCUAAGGAUAUCCGCCUCACUCUUAUGGAAGAAGUAUUGCUCCUGGGACUAAAAGAUAAAGAGGGCUACACAUCUUUCUGGAAUGACUGUAUAUCAUCUGGACUGCGAGGAGGCAUUCUGAUAGAGCUGGCCAUGCGGGGUCGAAUCUAUCUGGAACCUCCCACCAUGCGUAAGAAGCGACUCCUAGACAGAAAGGUCCUGCUGAAGUCAGACAGCCCAACAGGUGAUGUUUUGCUGGAUGAAACGCUCAAACACAUUAAAGCAACUGAGCCAACCGAAACUGUGCAGACGUGGAUCGAGCUACUCACUGGUGAGACAUGGAACCCUUUCAAAUUACAGUACCAGCUGAGAAAUGUACGAGAACGAAUUGCCAAGAACCUGGUGGAAAAGGGCAUUCUAACCACAGAGAAGCAGAAUUUCCUGCUGUUCGACAUGACCACUCAUCCAGUGACCAAUACGACAGAGAAACAGCGACUAAUGAAAAAGCUUCAAGACAGUGUGCUGGAACGGUGGGUAAAUGACCCUCAGCGCAUGGACAGGCGAACACUGGCCCUCCUGGUACUGGCCCACUCUUCCGAUGUGCUGGAGAAUGUCUUCUCUUGUCUAACAGAUGAUAAGUAUGAUGUGGCAAUGAAUCGAACCAAGGACCUAGUAGAACUGGAUCCUGAAGUGGAGGGGACAAAGCACAAUGCUACAGAGAUGAUCUGGGCUGUGCUGGCAGCCUUCAACAAAUCCUAAAGCCAGCAGGCAGGUGUCUCCUUUUCCCUGCUGGCUGGUGACUGUCAGAGACCCCAUCACUGAGUUCAGUGUAAUAAGAUACUAUCAUCAUUUCCCCUCUUUUUCAAUCAGACUCCUGACUUGAGGAGGAAAACUUCAGGGCCUCUCUGUACGUCGGCCAUGACCUUCUAAGCAGACUGUUUCUCCUCACUUCCACUCUGUCUGAAUGAAAGGGGUGAACCUACACACAUCUAAUAAACAACUCCCAUUUCUGGGUUUAGUUUUAACCAGUGUGGUUCUGGAUAAACAGGAGUUCCUGUGUGGGGAUUAGAGUUUUCCAGCAACAAAAUGUGAAGGAAAUGAAGAGUAAACCAUAUUUCAUUUUUUUCUCCUUUAUUCAUGUUUUCUCAGGCUUUGUUUCUCCACUCUGUUAAACAGUAACACUUCCUGAAAUCACUGACUCUUUGAGAGGCAGAGGAAAAAAGACUAAUUUUUGAAGCAAAUGGUUCCUGAGAUUAUACUUCCCACCUGUGAUUUUCUCAUCUUCAUAUAAUGAAAACACUCCAAGUUUGAUGACCCGAAUCCCUUAGUUCUCAAAGCAGAAAUGUAUUCUACACUCCUCUUUAGCACUGUCUGGCUCCCACACUCAUUAAGAUUCUGAAUUGAAAAAGCAGUGUGCCUCAGUCACCUCCUCCUUACAGCCAGCAUUAGGACCUGUAGAGAAGGGGGCAACAUGAUACUUCACAUCCGUGAAACCAAGUGUCAUCCGAGCACUGAAGAGAGAGUGGCAGCUAGAUUCAGGGCUAGCCUUGGCUGUAUGAGACCAUCUCGCAUUCAAAAAUUAAAGACUUUUCACAUAUCCUUCAGUAUGUGACUGUUCUGUUUGCUCUAGACUACUUUAAAUAUCUCUACUCUGAUAAAAUUAAGGGAAUUAAGUUUCAAGUCCCAAAUUACAGCAUUGAGUUCCGACAAUGUAGCCAAUCUCCAUAUUUGCAUAGUCUCUGUUUUUAUUUCCUACAUAAAUGGAUAAAUUUUCCCUGUAUUUAAGGGCUUUGGCAGUAAUUCUAUCUAUAUUUAAUCUAUUGACACCCUCUAAAUUGUGUCUUCUUUCAACACAGCCAUCCUGGCCAAAUCCCUUAAAAUGUUUUUGCUUCAGUAGAGAGGGUGAAGAGGAUGGAGAGAUCCUAUUUAGAUGGCCAGUUGAGUGUCACCAGCAGCAGAUGCAAAGCCUAAGCUCAUGGGUUGUGAAGAGGCCAGCACUGUGUUGUGCAGAGUUCAAGCACCCUGUUGACCACUGGGGAGAGACCGGCUUUUCACACAGCCACCACAGAUGACUUGGACUAACACCAAAUCCUCCUAAUCAGAAAUAAAUUAGUAUAACCUCAUCGUUCCCCUGAACCUCCCUAGGUCUGUGAAAGUUCUCCAGCUCAUUGUUAUUGUUUUCAUUUCAUCUGACUCUUAGAUGAGUAGAGAUAAAAGCUGUCAUUUGAGAAGCUAAGCAGAGCCUUAGUCUGGCUUUCUAGAAGGGCAAAAGCCAGGCCAUGUAUAAUCUAGCAGCUCAUAUUAUCUUCCCAUUAGAACAAUUCAUAGUGAAUUGAAACCAGAUUUUCCUUUGAAAGCUUUAGCUUGUUUGGGGAAUAGAAGUUGAAUUCUUUCUUGCAACUCUCAAUGUUUAUUUUUAUAUGUCCAUACAAUGAGAAUGUCUUCACUUCUAAUCUGUGUAAUGUUCACUGCCAAACACUCAUUUAGUGUAUAUUGCCUUCACAUUUCUGUAUAAUAAAGAUCAAUAAUUGUGCCUCUGUUCUCUCUGUA
This is a messenger RNA of Mus caroli (Ryukyu mouse), 2835 nucleotides long. RefSeq names its product golgi phosphoprotein 3 like (gene Golph3l). The record is from RefSeq and is a predicted model, not a curated record. NCBI's taxonomy places the organism in Eukaryota, Metazoa, Chordata, Mammalia, Rodentia, Muridae. Gene Ontology annotation, biological process: Golgi organization; retrograde vesicle-mediated transport, Golgi to endoplasmic reticulum; Golgi vesicle budding. Gene Ontology annotation, cellular component: Golgi cisterna; cytosol; trans-Golgi network. Gene Ontology annotation, molecular function: phosphatidylinositol-4-phosphate binding.